AUGAGUUCUGGAGGUCGGUAUGACGAAGCUAUUGCAACCCUCGAAGCCAUCGAUGCGAAUACACACAAAUCCCUGAAGUACCAUCAGUAUCUAGUCUUGUGUACUGGAGUCAUCAAGUUUAAGCGAGCUAUCCGAAGAUCCAAUUGGGCCGCAUGCGCGCAUCUGCUUAAUACGGUCCAACCUCAACCCGCUGCGGACCCCUCGUCAACGCCACUCGACCCUGAAUUGUCCUUCAUUUUACAUGAAGCCCACGUCGAUUAUCUCAGCUCGCGUGCUUGCUACAGCGAGGCAUUCAUUGCGACUUCGUCACUAGCUCGGUCUUUCAAAGAGGACAACGCAGACGUCCUACAGCGCGUCAGUGUUCUUCUGAUGAAAGGUGACCUGUUCCGGAAAGUCGGAAGGCCAGAGCGAGGGUUUUCCGCGGCAAUAAGAGCAGCGAGCGUCAGUUACAAAGCCAAACUCAUGCCAAGCCUGUGGGCAGCGAUAGGCUUACUUGCAAACAUUCUCAACGACCUGGGGCAAUCGACGAGCGCGAGAAGGUUACUGGAGGGUGUCAUACCCCAAGCGAUCGAAGGCACAGACAGCUAUCUCCUCGGAAUCUUAUAUUCUCAUCUCGGGGAUGCUUAUAUGGGUCUCGCAGAUCCAAGUCCAAAAGUCAACGCGGAAACAUCAGUGCCGUCGAAUCCGAAUCGUUGGACAGCAAGGCAUGUGGCCAAGGCAGAACUUUAUACCGAUCGAGCAAGGGAGUGCUACAAGAAGACCGGGUAUUUAGCAGGCGAGUGUGAGCAGUUGAUGAAGAAGGCGGUCAUUGCCAAGUUGAGGGGAGACGAAAAGCUAGCAGAGGAAUGGGCACAGAACCACAAUCGGGUCUGGGAGGAAGGGAUGAUGGACAUGGAAGAUGGUUGA
Messenger RNA from Parastagonospora nodorum SN15, 906 nucleotides. RefSeq lists its product as hypothetical. Gene Ontology annotation, molecular function: protein binding. Gene Ontology annotation, biological process: positive regulation of mitotic metaphase/anaphase transition; anaphase-promoting complex-dependent catabolic process; protein K11-linked ubiquitination. The transcript has 2 exons. Bases 1 to 906 code for a protein of 301 amino acids. Lineage: Eukaryota; Fungi; Ascomycota; Dothideomycetes; Pleosporales; Phaeosphaeriaceae. Gene Ontology annotation, cellular component: anaphase-promoting complex. The record is from RefSeq and is a predicted model, not a curated record.